Messenger RNA from Naegleria lovaniensis, 417 nucleotides. RefSeq lists its product as uncharacterized. The coding region runs from base 1 to 417 and encodes 138 amino acids. The transcript has a single exon. The record is from RefSeq and is a predicted model, not a curated record. Gene Ontology annotation, molecular function: small GTPase binding; GTPase activator activity. Gene Ontology annotation, cellular component: nucleus; perinuclear region of cytoplasm; cytosol. Gene Ontology annotation, biological process: nucleocytoplasmic transport; activation of GTPase activity. Lineage: Eukaryota; Heterolobosea; Eutetramitea; Acrasida; Naegleriidae.
AUGGAAGGUGUCAAAUAUUUUUCUACAAGUGACUCAUUGAAGAAUUUGACAUGUUCGAAUCUGGGUGGCAAUGAAAUUGGUAAUGAAGGUGCUGAAUACAUUGCUACAAGUGAAUGCUUGAAGAAUUUGGCUUCUUUGCAUUUGGAUUACAAUCAAGUUGGCAAUGAAGGUGUUAAAUAUAUUUCUACAGGUGAAUCUUUGAAGAAUUUGACAUCUUUGACUCUGCGUAACAAUAGAAUUGACAAUGAAGGUGUUAAACAUAUUGCCACAAGUGAAUGUAUGAAGAAUUUGACCUCUUUGGAUCUGAGAUUCAACGAAAUUGAUAAUGAAGGUUUCAAAUGUAUGUCUAUGAGCGAUAGUUUGAAGAAUUUGACUUAUUUGGAAGUAAAUGCCUGUAGAUUAACGAGAAAGUUGUAG